Molecule: messenger RNA, 737 nt
Organism: Phialemonium atrogriseum
Lineage: Eukaryota; Fungi; Ascomycota; Sordariomycetes; Cephalothecales; Cephalothecaceae
Product: putative heavy-metal-binding-domain-containing protein
Exons: 2
Coding region: 195-653 (152 amino acids)
Source: RefSeq, a predicted model, not a curated record
AAAAGGGUAUAAAGAGAGCCAUGAUGUCUCUAGUUUCCCAGUCGCCCUGUCCCAUCAUCCUCCCACUCUCAGGCCAUUCCCACCAUUUCCAUCAAACGCGCAGCCCACGAUAGUGUGAAUCUCCUCCCCCCUACCCCGCCCCAAGAGCCUACAAAGCCCAUAUACAUUAUCAUCCCCCACCACCUUCGCCAGCUAUGGAUCACAGGACCCGCGACAAGAAGGCCCAGCAGAAGGGCCAGCAGGCCGACAUACCGCCGCAUAUCCAGGACCUGCACUGCUUCACCGAGACCAACGGCGUCAUCACGACGACCAUGUUCGACAUCCCCGGGUACCGCGUCGUCAAGGUCCUGGGCGCCGUCUACGGCCUGACCGUGCGGUCGCGCAACUGGGCCGCCGGCCUGGGAAUGGCGCUCAAGAGCAUCGCUGGCGGGGAGCUGCAAUGGUUCACGAGCUUGCUCUACAGCGCCCGCAACGACGCCAUCAGUCGCCUCGUGGCCGAGACGCAGAGCCGCGGCGGCAACGCCAUCAUCGCGAUGCGCUUCGACGCCGCCGACCUCGCCGGCUUCGCGCAGGUCUGCGCCUACGGCACGGCGGCCGUCGUCGAGAAACUGAACCCCGAGGUGGAGGAGGCGCCGCAGCUCAUCCAGACCUAGGGUGGACGGGACGGGCGUGUUUGUUCUGUCCCUUUUUUCUUUUCUUUUCUUUCUUCUUUUUUCUUCUUUUUUUUAGGCUUGUUG